Molecule: messenger RNA, 1863 nt
Organism: Fonsecaea monophora
Lineage: Eukaryota; Fungi; Ascomycota; Eurotiomycetes; Chaetothyriales; Herpotrichiellaceae
Exons: 3
Coding region: 1-1863 (620 amino acids)
Source: RefSeq, a predicted model, not a curated record
AUGACGCGCUCGGUGCGGGCUGCGCGUAGAACAAGGAACCUGCACCGGGUCGGCCACUUGUUGUUGUUUGAGCUUCACGACCUCAAAUAUGUUGCGAGUCAUCGAUUGAAGUGUCCCGACGGUAUAGGAUGGCCAACCAAAGCCUUGCUAACAAUCUUGCCGCGACAAUUUCCCGAGUUUCCCUCGAAGGACGGCCAACAGUCGUACGUCGAUUAUGUCUUGCAAAAUGAUGACGUCUUGCAGCCGGAGUUCUUGGCCAAUGUCCUUCUGCUAGAUGGGCCCGGCGACCCAAGAGGAAACGUCCACAAUGAACACGAUCUCGUCAGGUCUUACGGCAGCAAAAUUCUCUCACUGGAGCGGUGGUCACAUCAUGUGACCCUCCCGGUGCCAGGACCGUACCUUAUUGAAGAUGGUUCGUUGUGGCAAGUGUCCAGGCUAUAUGACGAUAUUCAGGGCGCCUUUAUGGUUGCGGUAGAGCCACCUGAGGCAAAGAAGGUUGGCGACACCGUGUAUAUCCCGUUGAGGAUCUCUGGUGCGCAGUAUCAGACUUUGAGCAUCGCGACACCUUCGCGUGCAGUAAGGUACUCUAAAGGACCAUUAGAUGGGAUGCGCAUUGCAGUCAAGGACAUGUUCGACAUGAAUGGAUUGACAACGACACUAUGCAACAGAGCUUUUUACGACAUCAGUACACCCUCGACUUCUACAGCAGUAUGCGUGAAGAGACUCAUUGACGCUGGCGCGGACGUACUAGGAACGACCAAGAUCAGCUCAAUGAUAUCAAGAGAAGAGCCGACCGAGGCCAUUGAUUACCAUGCUCCGUUCAACCCAAGAGCUGACGGCUACCAAUCUCCGGCUGGGAGCAGCAGUGGAAGUGCUGCUGCGAUUGCUGCUUACGACUGGCUUGAUCUUACCAUAGCAGAAGAUACCUCGGGAAGUGGAAGACGUCCCGCCGCAGCCAAUGGAUGUUUUCAAUAUCGUCCAACACAUGACCUUGUGGACCUUGGAGGAAUGUGGCCGACUUUUCUGCAAUUUGAUACUCCAGUCAUCUUGUCUCGAGACUUGACCAAAUUUGCUUCAGUGGCUUCGCUGUGGUGCCACCUCGAAUCAACGACAGGCGCUGGAGUUACACCUAGACCCUCUUGCAUCCUGUAUCCGCAAGACUACUUGCCGAAGGAUAAUGAACAGCAUUUGGAACAUCUUGAGUCCUUUGUUGAUGACCUCAGGACUUCGAUCAGUGGCACGCUGGACCGAGUCUCGAUAAGGCAGAAAUGGCUAGAUUCACCCCCAGAAGGUUGUGAGGGCCAGGAUCUCGAAGCCUUUCUCAGCGAUGUUAUUGUCCAGACCUUCUACCGCGAGUUCUAUCACAGCCAGGCUUCAUUCCGGGACCGGUAUGUGAAGAAGCGAGGCAAGGAACCCUACGUGAAUUCUUUCGUGAAAUGGCGGUGGAACCUGGGCAGAGGAGUCACGAAAGAGCAACACCGAGAGGGUCUGCGACGGUUGGAGGUCUACAAGUCUUGGUUUCUCAACGAAGUCAUGGGAGGUCCGGAAAAGAACUCAAUCUUGGUGAUGCCUAUCUCGGAAGGGGUGCCAAACUACCGGGAUCAUCCCCCUAACCCACCCACCGUACAAAGCGGGUUCGAUUCCCUCUUCCUGUCUCCUAUAUUGGGAUGCCCAGAUCUUGUCAUUCCAAUAGCACAAAUCCCGUUUGAAUCCCGCAUCACCGAACGUCAAGAACAACUUCCCGUUUGCGUGAACCUGCUGGGAGUACCCGGAAAGGAUCUUGAUCUGAUUAGUGCAGCAACAGCUGUACUCGACACUUCCGGCCGGCCAUGUGCAGUUCGGGUUGGCUCAGAGAUGUUCUAG